AUGGAACGGCAGCCAGCGCUUGGCCACCAUGAGGGCGGCAUUGAAAUUUUGCAUAAUUGUGUGUUGGCCGAAACCAACUUCAGCCACCGGAAAUGGAAGAAAAUUUUCAUUAUUGUGGAAGUGAUCGGUUUUGUGCUGUGUAUGAUCUCGCUUGGGAUCUGCAUUCUCGGGUUCAUCGGAGUUGCCACAAGCGACAUCAAAAGGAGCAAGGGCUCGGAACCGACAGCUGACGAAGUCGCGAUCGCGAUCCUGGUGGCGUACACCCUUUGCGCCAUUGGGGAGGCCAUUUGCUGCGGCAUCGCCCUCCUUGGCGUCGGCACCAAAUCGCCGGCCCUGCUGUGGAUCUUCCUUUUCUUCAAGAUUUGCGACAUUAUCGGCUGGAUUUACAUCUUUAUCGGCGCGCCAAAGUGGCACCAUAAGGCGACAGCUGCCUUCUACGCCAUCUUUACGCUCCCCGAGGUCUUCCUGGCGUAUACGAAUGUGAAGGCGUUGAGGGCUUGUCCGAGAUGCUAC
This is a messenger RNA of Mesorhabditis spiculigera, 513 nucleotides long. The record is from the annotation of a GenBank genome assembly. Lineage: Eukaryota; Metazoa; Nematoda; Chromadorea; Rhabditida; Rhabditidae.